UUUGAUCCUCUCAUCUCAAAGAACCCCUUUUUCAACUGAAACAAACACCCGCCACCUUCUAGUCUUCCACAGUCUUUGUAUUAAUUACAACUCGUGAGGAUUAUACUCCAAACCUCAUCAAUCACCAUGAACGGCAAUACCAACAUCAAACUCCUCAGGAGAUCACUUUGCAGCACCACUGCCCAUUUCAUCCCACCCUUCACUUCUCUGCAAUGUGGAGCCAUUCUACAGUCUCUCACCAACACCAAGUCUCUCCCCAAAGGCCAGAAACUCCACGCCCUCAUGGUCACUUGUGGGAAUCUUCUACAUAACACCUAUCUAAGCUCCAAGCUCGCUGCUUUUUACGCCAGUUGCGGUGAUAUGGGCCAAGCCCAGCUGGUUUUUGACGGCGUUGUGGUUAAAAAUUCCUUCUUGUGGAAUUUCAUGAUUAGGGGUUACGCUUGCAAUGGGUUUGCGUUGGAUUCGAUUGUCUUGUACCGUGAAAUGAUUGGUCUUGGGAUAAAGGGAGAUAAUUUCACGUACCCUUUUGUUCUUAAAGCGUGUGGUGAUGCGUUGGCUGUGGAAAUUGGGAGGAGGGUUCAUGGUGAGGUUGUGGUUAGUGGGUUUGAGUCGAAUGUUUAUGUGGGCAAUGCUCUUGUUGCAAUGUACUCAAAGUUUGGGUAUAUGGGAUAUGCAUAUAAGGUGUUCGAUAGAAUGCCUGAGAGAGAUUUGACAUCUUGGAACACUAUGGUUUCGGGUUAUGUGAAGAAUGGUAAUCCGAGAGAGGCUUUGGCCGUGUUUGAGAGAAUGGGGAAGUCUGGAUUAAGGGCUGAUGGGACAACUUUGCUGGGAGUUGUUUCGGCUUGUGGUGAGGUGAUGGCAUUGAAGCAGGGGAAGGCAAUUCAUGCGUGUGUGGUGAGGAAAAGUGGUGAAGUAUGGAAUGAGUUUUUGACAAAUUCUCUUAUUGAAAUGUAUUGCAAGUGCAAGUGUGUGGCUUAUUCGAGGCGGUUAUUUGAUGGGGCGGAAGUGAAAGAUACCGUGUCAUGGAAUUCUAUGAUUAGAGGUUAUGAGAGGAAUGGUGAUGCAUUUGAAAGUUUAAGGCUUUUCUGUCGAAUGGUUAUGGAAGGUGCAGAGGUUGAUGAAGUAACAAUUGUGACUAUGCUUACUUGUUGUGACCAGAUCAGCGCCUUGCAAUUUGGCAUGUCUCUUCAUUCAUACCUUGUUAAGAAAGGGUUUGGUGCAAAUGUCAUAGUGGGAACUGCUCUUAUAGACAUGUAUUCUAAAUGUGGAAGUUUGUUUUGUUCGCGUCGUUUUUUUGAUGACAUGCCCAGAAAAAAUUUGGUUUCUUGGAGUGCUAUGAUUUCAGGAUAUGGAGCUCAUGGGAGGGGAGAAGAGGCUAUCUCCUGUUAUCAUGAACUCAUAGCAAACAAGUUUAGUCCUGAUGAGGGGGUCCUUACUUCUGUUUUGUCAGCAUGUAGCCAUGCAGGCCUGGUCAAUGAGGGUAAAGAUAUGUUUAAUAGAAUGACCCGAGAAUACAAAGUGAAGCCUACAGUUGCUCACUAUUCAUGUCUGGUGGAUCUUCUCGGCAGAGCAGGGCGCUUAGAUGAAGCAUAUGAACUCAUUAAGACUAUUGAAGUAGAACCCAGCAGUGAUAUAUGGGCUGCACUUCUCUCUGCUUGCAGGCUAUAUCCAAAUGUCAAGCUGGCGGAGAUUUCAGCACAGAAGAUUUUCGAAAUGAACCCAGAGGGAGUGGGUAGUUACAUUUGUCUUUCCAAUAUCUAUGCCGCUGAGAAGCGAUGGGAUGAAGUGGAAAGAGUGAGAGCCAUGGUGAGAAAGAAGGGACUGAAGAAACCACCUGGCUGCACUUUUGUGGAGUUAGACAAGAUGGUUCAUCGGUUCUUAGUUGGGGAUAAGUCGCACCCACAAACAGAGGAUAUUUAUGCCAAGUUAAAAGACUUGAACCUGCGACUCAGGGAGGUUGGAUACAAGCCUGAUACCACUUCUGUGUUGUAUGAUGUAGAAGAAAAAAUAAAGGAGAAGAUGCUUUGGGAUCAUAGUGAAAGAUUGGCAAUUGCAUUUGCCCUUAUUAACACAAGACCAGGGACCACAAUCAGGAUCACCAAGAAUCUUCGUAUCUGUGUUGAUUGCCACACAGUAACGAAAAUGAUUUCUAAAUUUACGGCUCGAGAGAUUAUAAUGCGAGAUAACCAUAGGUUCCACCAUUUUAGAGAUGGAUUUUGCUCUUGUGGUGAUUAUUGGUGACUG
Molecule: messenger RNA, 2244 nt
Organism: Rosa rugosa (rugosa rose)
Lineage: Eukaryota; Viridiplantae; Streptophyta; Magnoliopsida; Rosales; Rosaceae
Product: pentatricopeptide repeat-containing protein At3g12770-like
Exons: 1
Coding region: 127-2241 (704 amino acids)
Biological process (GO): RNA modification
Molecular function (GO): protein binding; RNA binding; zinc ion binding
Source: RefSeq, a predicted model, not a curated record